AUGUCGAACAACAACAAACUCAUCGUUGUCCUGGGCAGCGGACCCGGCAUAGGAUCUUCCACAGGAGCACUUUUCGCGUCCAAAGGUUUCAACGUCGCACUACUCUCGCGGAAUGUUGAGCGCCUGGAUCAAGAUGUUGCUAGAGUGCAAGCGGCAAACCCUCGUGUCAAGGUCCAGGCGUACCCCGUCGACGUGGGGGACCACAACGCACUGGCAUUGGCGUUGGGGAAAGUCGUCACGGAUCUCGGGCUCCCGGAAGUGGUGUAUUUCAACGCAGCAAGAGUAGCGCCAUCAAGGAUCGGCGGCACCAGUCCGGAUUUCUUGUUGGAGGAUUUCAAGAGCAUGAACCUUGGUCUUUUCGUAGCAGCAUCGUGGGCGUUGCCACAUCUGACUGCCGCGGCCGAGCAACCAGGCACCCACCCAUCGUUCCUGUUCACCAACAGCGGUCUGUGGGACCGUCCGCUGGCAGACUUCACUUCGCUCUCGAUGCAGAAGGCAGCACAGUACAAUCUCAUGCUGAGCCUGAAGCAGACGGUGGAGGCCAAGGGUGUCCACGUCGGAGGUGUCAACAUCGGCGGGCUGGUCCGGGAGGAAGAUCCCGUCACCAACGCAAACAACGUCGCGCGAGCCCUGUUCGACAUGUCCCAGCAGGACAGGCCCAACUGGCAGUGGGAAGUCAAGGUGGGCGACUGGGCUGAGUUCCUGAAGCAGAUGGCGGCUGCUCAAGAGGCUGCAUGA
Molecule: messenger RNA, 738 nt
Organism: Fonsecaea erecta
Lineage: Eukaryota; Fungi; Ascomycota; Eurotiomycetes; Chaetothyriales; Herpotrichiellaceae
Exons: 2
Coding region: 1-738 (245 amino acids)
Source: RefSeq, a predicted model, not a curated record